AUGCGGAUAUGCCUACUAGUAUUUGUUAUCAAUUAUUUAUUGAAUGCAGAAGCCUUAGUGUUGCGACAUGAAUAUGAGUUAAAGCAUGAAGAACAAAUACAAAAGAAAUUAGCAGGACCUUGUGGUAGUACAUUGGCGAUAUUUCAAGCAGGUUGCUGUGCGUAUCUUUUCAAAAGCCUAUUGCCACAGAAGUGGACUUUCAAAAGUAUUAUCUCAACUAUGACGAAAUUUGAUGUGACCAUCGUCGGUUCGCUGAACAUUGAUCUAUCUCUGUAUACACAGGUUAUUCCAAAACUUGGAGAGACAGUAACUGGGUCAAGUUUCCUCCUCGGUUACGGAGGGAAAGGAGCAAAUCAAUGUGUGGCCUCGAAACUAUUGGGAUGUAACACAGCACUUGUUGGAAACGUUGGUGUAGACUACUUUGGAGAUAUUUAUCUUGAACAUUUAAAGCAAUUUGGUAUAAACACUGAUGGCGUAACAAAAUCUCCCGAAUGCAGUACUGGUGUUGCAUCAAUUACUGUUGAUACGGGAACAGGUGAAAAUCAGAUAAUUAUUGUCCCUGGUGCAAAUAUGCUUAUAACAGAUAGUGAUAUUAAUCGUGCAGAUCAACAGUACAUGAUUUUUAAUACAAAAGUGAUAAUAUGUCAGUUCGAAAUUAAUCCUGUGGCAACACUUCAUAGUUUACGAUUUGGCCGAACUAAUGGAGUGAAAACAAUUCUUAAUCCUGCACCUGCUCCAGUACCAUCUGAAGACAAUGAAUUGGGAAAUUAUGAAUUACUAGAUAUGAUUUUGUCAAAUUCAGAUUUUGUAUGCCUAAACGAAUGCGAAUUCUGUUCUAUAACUGGAUCUGAUCUUGAAUCACUUCCUCCUGAAAAUGAGCAGAUCACUUCAUCAAAUGUACAUACCUUCAUCCCUGGUCUCAUCUAUCUUAUUGAGAAAAAAGUCAGGUGGCCGAUAGUAACACUAGGAAGUAAAGGAGCUAUCGCUGUUCUUUCUGCACAAGAUAUGAUGGGUAUGCAAAACAACGAUGUAAGCGUAGUGGCACAUGUAUCUUUAGGAAAUGAAGAAAAGUUGAUCGUACACUUGGCAGCUCCCAAAAUUGAUGAUGUCACUGAUACAACAGGUGCUGGUGAUUGCUUUGUUGGCUCUUUGGCAUACUUUGUUGCAUGUCAUGAGAACAUUACAACUGCAGAACAAAUCAGAAGAUCUAUAUGGCUUGCUAGUCAAUCAAUUCGUAAAAAAGGGACACAAUCAAGUUACUCAAAACGCGAGGAGCUUCCAAGUACAAUUUUUGCACCAGGAACAUUCCAAUGGCCAUAAAAAGACUCUUCUCAUCAUGAGAACUCAGUUGACUGUUUUUUUUUUAAAUUGCUAGUUGAUUGUUAUAACCCCCACCAAAUUAAUGAAA
Messenger RNA from Trichobilharzia szidati, 1408 nucleotides. The record is from the annotation of a GenBank genome assembly. Lineage: Eukaryota; Metazoa; Platyhelminthes; Trematoda; Strigeidida; Schistosomatidae.